AGACCUCAUGAUAACACGUCAGCCUCCCACUCGCCUCCCCUGCUUCUUCUACCCUAACACUAGACGGAACCACCCUUACCAUACGACGAGAGAACGAUGGCGUCGAAUCUGAGCCGCCUAUUCUCCACGAGGCUGGUCCUCCCCACCGGCGGAUCCGCCCGCCCGGCGGUGUUCCGCCUCUUCGGCUCAUCGAAUCAGGAGGAGAGCGGCAGCGCCAGCAAGGGACGGGAAGAGGAUGCGGUCAAAGAGAGUAAGACCAAGCGGGAGGAUGCAGAAGAAGCAAUCGAGGAAGGCGCCGCCGGGGAGGAGGAGUGCGUGAACAGGGAGACCGGCGAGAUCGGCGGGCCGAGGGGGCCCGAACCGACCAGGUACGGCGACUGGGAGCGGAGGGGCCGCUGCUCCGACUUCUGAUCGGUACGGUCGCACUUCCCUCAGCUCUGAGAUUUCGGAUUAUGCCAUUAAUCACCUCAAGCAAUUAGAGAGAAUCUAUGAUUCGAUGUUUCGGUGUAUUUUCCCUUUGUAAAAUAAAGAAGGAAAAAUAACAGUGAUGUAUUUCAAUUUUUACAUGUUAUUUGUUAUUUUAGUUUAUGUCAAGUCGAUUUUUUAUA
This is a messenger RNA of Punica granatum (pomegranate), 608 nucleotides long. The record is from RefSeq and is a predicted model, not a curated record. Lineage: Eukaryota; Viridiplantae; Streptophyta; Magnoliopsida; Myrtales; Lythraceae.